This is a messenger RNA of Sinocyclocheilus anshuiensis, 3499 nucleotides long. Its product is annotated as ankyrin repeat and LEM domain-containing protein 2-like. Lineage: Eukaryota; Metazoa; Chordata; Actinopteri; Cypriniformes; Cyprinidae. The record is from RefSeq and is a predicted model, not a curated record. Gene Ontology annotation, cellular component: endoplasmic reticulum. The transcript is spliced from 13 exons. The coding region runs from base 248 to 3112 and encodes 954 amino acids. Gene Ontology annotation, biological process: negative regulation of phosphorylation. Gene Ontology annotation, molecular function: protein phosphatase 2A binding.
ACAACUAGCGAGAUCUCUGUGAGCCCCAUAUUUUCAUGUGUACAUGAUUAUAGCUGUUUUCGUGCAGAAAGAGCCAUUAUCGAGGGCGAGAUAGUUUCUGUUUUGCUGCAAUAAGUGUCAGUAGGCAUGGCUGUAUGGAAACUAAGCAUGUAAGUUAACGUAAGGAGUUCUUGGUGUGCAGCCCAUCUCCACCUGCAGCCUUCAUACAUUUGCAGACAGAAGCAGAGGUAGCCGUAGCAGCAGAAGCAUGGACGCUGUCCUGAGCAGGUUGAAAGGUCUCACUGCUGACGAGUUGAGGGAGGAGAUCAUUAAAGCCAACUUGAAAUGUGGCCCCAUCACCGCCACGACAAGAGCUAUAUUUGAGCGUAAGCUUGCCAGGACUCUGGUGGAGAACGCUGGACUUACCGAGCCCGACAGCAGCGGUGGUAACAGUGCCUCGUUGGACAGCUCUGGGAGUGUAGUGCCACCCUGUGCCACAUCAGCAACCCAAGAUUCGGUCACAGGUGAGGAUGGGGAUUUUGGGUACGGCAUGGGCCUUAACCCACCUGAGGAGGAGGCUCUGAGUGGAACGGUGUGCCCUUGUAAUGUGGAGAAUUCACAGUCGGAGACACAGACUACCUCGAAAACCGCACAGGGGUCGCCCACCUUUUUCUACGGAGUGUGUCCAUUGUGGGAGGAUGUGCUGGCUAGGAAUGAGAGAGCCCAUGUGUACACGGAUAAGAAAGAGGCUUUGCAGGCUGUUAAAAUGAUGAAGGGGGCUCGGUUUAAAGCUUUCUCCAAUCGCGAGGAUGCUGAGAAGUUUGCCAAAGGCAUAUGUGACUACUACCCUUCGCCUAGUAAAAGCACUCCCUGUGUUUCUCCUGUCAAACCUGGCCUGGUGUUUUGCAAAGACCACCCAUCUAUGAUGGAGGCAGACACAAUCAACAGGGAGAAGGCGAACAGUUUUAAGAGCCCUCGGACGCAAGAUUUGACGGCCAAGCUAAGGAAGGCUGUGGAGAAGGGAGAUGAGAUAGCCUUUACCGAGCUGGUGUGGAGCAACCCUCGUUACCUCAUCGGGUCAGGGGACAACCCUACUGUAGUCCAGGAGGGCUGCAGGUAUAAUGUGAUGCAUGUGGCUGCUAAGGAGAACCAGCCAGGCAUUGUUCAGAUCCUGCUGGACACUCUUGAGAACCCAGAUUUCAUGCGGCUUAUGUAUCCAGAUGAUCAGGAGAGCAUGCUGCAGAAACGCAUCGGAUAUAUCGUAGACUUGUACCUUAACACGCCAGAUAAAGCUGGAUUUGAGACGCCGCUCCACUUUGCAUGCAAGUUUGGCUGUCCAGAGGUGGUGAACAUACUGUGUUCUCAUCCAGAUAUCGACAAGAACUGCAAGAACAAGUACAACCAGAAGCCCUCUGAGGUAAUUUGUGAAAGAAUGAAAGAAAAGGGUAAGAUUCAGGAGGUCAAACAGAAGAUAAAUGAAUAUUUAGAAGAUCGAUUAUACAUCCCCUUAUUGAGAGCUACAGAUAACUCCUCCCAACCUGUGAUUGGUGCACCUUGGUCCCCUGAGCCAAUGGAAAAUCUGUCACCACGGUUACCCAGAAGCCCAAAGGAUCCAGUUAUGGCAGUCAGGGCCUUUGCUGGACCUUUAAAUCCAUCUAAAGCAGAUGAGUUCAGACGAGCGUGGAAGACUCCUCCCAGAGAACGGGCAGACCAUUUCCACAACAUCCUAAAGUCUGACCCAGACCGUGGAGCAGAAAGAGUUGGCAGAGAUCUGGCCCAUGAGCUCGGUCACCCCUGGGCAGAGUACUGGGAUUUUCUGGACAGUUUUGUGGACCUGCAGUCAAGCGAAGGCCUGAAAGUGCUUGAAGAAUACCUCAGUAAAAAGGACUUCAGGGAUCGAGCUCACGAGGAGGCUGGAGAGAACGAAACCAGCAACAGGUUUAAAACCCCAUCUCCGGGCAAACUGAAGAAGUUCUGUAACUCCAUCUCUGUGGGGACAUUUUUGGAUGAGGGUGACGAUAUCAGCCUGGAGGAGAUCAAGAACAGGCAGAACGCUGCCCUCACCAGUAUUUCUUCUGUGUGCUCCAAAGAUGGCCUGCAGGGGGCGGUAGGGGGGCUUGAGUUUCACAUCCUACCAGUCUCCCACAGUGCUGACCUCAUCGAGGUGGCGGCGGAGCAGGAUCUACUGCUCUCCAGCAGUAAAAACGGCCUGAGCGAGCAGGGCCCCGGGGACAGGACUCCAAACGGGGACAAAAUGUCCCCUCGCAUCUGCGGUUCAUCAAAUUCCUGCAUUUUGUCGCCAAUCUCAAACCUAAUGGCUGAGUUUGAGAGGAUGUCUCUGCUGGAUGAGCCAGAUAGGACAAACAGGGAGAGAAGAAGAAGUGGAGGGAAACGUCACAGAGACGCCCAGGCCACGGAGCUCACCUCUGGACUGGGCCGCCUCUCUUUGUCCUCGGAAGAUGACUCCGUGUUUGAUAAAGACAUGACGUCUGCAUUACAGGCAGCAGAGAAUGAUGGACUGGAGAGAAGAAACGACGUAGAUGCGAGGUCCAGUGCAAGUUCAGAUGAAUACUUCCUGGCCAAUGAGAGGUUAGAACCUAUGAACCAACGGACUGUAGAGACUCCAGGGGGCGAGCGCACGAUCUGCGCUAGAUCAAAGUCCUGGGAUCAUGGGGGAAGAGACCUCAGCUCCUCCGGAUCUUCCAGCUCCUACAGAUCACUUGACAGUUCUCAGGACUUCAUACUGCGGACUCCUCCUAGAGUGACGAAAAGACUCUUCAUCGAAGGGGAUUCGCCCACCAAGUUGGACAGAGAGGUUCUGUCAGCUUUAGGAGGCACAGACAUUGACCCUCUGAAGCAUCCCGGCAUUCACAAAUGGAAGAGCACAAUUCAGGCAUACUCCCACUUAGAAAUGCAAAGCUGGCAGACUCCUGCGGUGUACAAGAGCCAUUUGAGGGCUCAUUCAGUCACCCCUGGCUCUCCAGCGGGCGGCUUGAAGUCCCCCGCGGGUCGCUUCAGUCCAGCCCGUCACAUGAGCUCACCGGACGUCUGCAGCCCAGCACACUCCAACUACAGUCCCGUGAGCUACAUCCAGCAAAUCCGACUCAAACAUUUCGGCGACGCCCCCAUUUAACACAUGCUCUCCAUCCCAUCCGGCCCAAUUUCUACCAAUUAGCAACUGAAAUAAUAAGCGAAUAUGGGGAUGAAACGUCACAGAAGAGAACGGUGUCACAACAGAAGCCAUGAAAUGCACAAAUUGGACUCCUAGUGCCGUGCAAACCACAGAAAGGAUCUCGCAACAGGCCGUCCUUCAGUUUCUAUGCUCCUAGGUGCGUAGAACACAGCUCAAAUAAUAAUAUGCACAUCUCCCGGGGUGUUCCCGAAUCAUAAUAGAAAUAGAAAUAUUCGGUACUUCUGUGUAUGACACCCAGUGUGUUGAUCUGUAAUGGUCGUAUAGACUUUUUCUAACCUGUUUUGUUUUGUUUUCUAUUUUCCUUCUUAUCUUUCUCUCUCUGUGUGU